AGGUCGGACCGUUUAAGAAGACACUCGACAAUACGAUCAUUUCUACAUGACCACUAAUUGAUGUUGGCUCCAACCGAAUCGAUUUCCAACGCUAGUAAGGAUGCAGCAUACACAUAUUUGAUGGGUUGGUGAUGGACAAGGGCAGCGGGACGUUAGGAAGACGUAGUUUAAAAGGGGCCUUAGGGAAUACUGGAAUGCGAAGGCAGCGUAGUUUAGAAUGGAGAAACGAAAGAGGUUAUAGCUCCAGCGAAGAAGAAAUACCACCACGUCCCACAGUAGAUAGUCAUGUAUUUGCUUCUUUGCUUGCGCAAGCACAACAGGAAUAUUCAAGUGUCGAUCGGUCUUAUCGUUCGGAUGAUACGGAGGAUGCAAUGACAACGGAUAAUCCAACCACCCCCUUUCCCACACCUCCACCUACAUUAGUGUCGCCUAGGUCACCACUUCCCCAUCAUAGACAAGCAUCACCGUUUCCCUUAGAAAAUACGAACACGCGACGAAUGCACUAUGCAACCCCUCAAGACCGCUUGCGUGGGAAUAAUGGUGAAGUUAUAUAUUCGAGUAACAAAAAGGGUAUUGCAAAUACGAUAAACCGAAGUGGUAGAGGCCGGCACGGUAGAACGGGCGGUAUGACAUCUUCUAGUAGCGCAACUUCAUGUAACAGCUGCACAGAAGGGGUUCGUAACGACGUCGCGUACCACGGAGAUACUCAGCAGCGCCUCUGUUUAACUAACGGUGGUGGUGAAGAAUCGCCUCCGGAACCCGCCCCACCCGAAGUGCCUCCCCGAGGACCAUCUUUGCAUUCCGCAACGCUUAGAAGAAGAGCUGAAUAUUCACUUCCGGUAGGCGAAUCCGGUCCCGCUAGUCAGGAAUCGCAAUUCCUUUCGCAGGGCGAAUACGUGCUCAGCGGCAGUCCAAGAGCUUCAGGGUAUCCAGCCAGGUCUCCCAUGGCAGCUAACGCAAACUCCCAACAUAGACUUGCCGCUGGGCUUCAGCAAACCCAGUUAUCCCAACAGAUUCCGGCCAGUGGCAACUCGUUACAGGGAGGAUCACAUUGUCAGCAGCAGUCUCCGCUGGUGAUGCCCGUAUUUCCACUACGGCCGGCACCCACGUCGCAUCCACCUCACUAUUCACCGUACUCCCCGUCCAGGUUUCAUAUAGAUAAAAGAUGUCAGAAUCGAUGUACGUGGAAAUGCUUCAGUAUUGUUCUUAUUUUAAUCGCCGUUGUCCUUACUGCCAUGUUAGCCUAUUUUGCAGCCGUUAGUUCCAUGAAACCAAAUAUGGAUCCAUCAAAUUGCAUAUUAGUUCAAGACGUGAAAGAUGUGACACACGACCAAAUGACACAAAAUUCUGUUUCGACGCAACUGCCGACGGAAGAAUCGUUACCCACGAGUACGUCGGAGCAUUCGAGCGUAACAACACAGCAUAUUUCCUUACAACAAGCGCAACAACAGAGUCAACCCCAACCUCAGUGGCCACCUUUACUCGAAGUAAGAGAGCUGAACACAUUUCACACGGCUACAAUUCCACCUUAUCAAUUUUGGAACUCCGAAUUCAGGAAUAAGCAGCCGGCGUUUAUCCGAUUUAAUUUUACUUUACCUUGGGGGGCUAAUUUCGCCGUUUAUGGGCGAAGGAACGUUGCACCUAGCGUAACUCAAUAUGAUUUCGUCGAGUUUGUUAAGGGCGGCAGGGUUGAUCAUAGACUUCGGAAGAGAGACACCCGUGAGGCUGUCGUUGAGCGUUAUCUCAAGCACGAUUUAAAAUUUACACCGAAAUAUCAUAAAACUGACGUCCUCGAUAGCAUUUCUAAUACGUACGAAGGCACUAGAAAAAUUCUGGCUGAUUCAGAGCCUAAGGGGCCUUUCUACGUGCCUCAUACUAUAAAAAUUGAUUACGCCAAGGAGUUAUCUACGGACCUUCCACAUCCCACCGUCGAUUUAGGUCUUGAGCUUGAUGAGCAUGUUAUUUCUAAACGAGAAACUGAGCUUGAAUCGAUGCUAGUAAACGUAAGCCUUCUACAAUACUUGGACACGGGCCGCUGGUUUCUCUCUGUUUAUAACGAUGAACUACAGCCGCACAGCGUAUCCCUUAUCAUUUCCGAGGCCGAGGGCGUCAGCACAACUUGUCCUAACGACUGUUCUGGGCGAGGAUCCUGCUACCUGGGAAAGUGCGAUUGCAUAGACGGCUUUCAGGGGAUCGACUGUUCGAAAAGUGUGUGCCCUGUACUUUGUUCGGCACACGGUCAGUACGGUGGCGGACUGUGUCACUGCGAAGAAGGUUGGAAAGGGCCGGAAUGUGAUAUACCCGAAUCUGACUGUAGAAUUGCUGAUUGCUCGGGACAUGGACAGUGUAUUAGAGGUACAUGUCAGUGUAAGUCCGGUUGGAAGGGCGAGGCGUGCGACGAACGUGACUGUCAAGAUCCGACAUGUUCCAAUCACGGUGCCUGCGUUCACGGACAAUGCUACUGUAAAGCUGGAUGGAAAGGGGAUAAAUGUAACUUAAUAGACGAACAAGUGCACAAAUGUCUUCCUAGUUGUUCCGAUCAUGGUGUUUACGACUUGGAAACCGCAAAAUGUAUUUGUAACAGGCACUGGACAGGACCUGAUUGUUCUCAAGCUCUCUGCAGUUUGGAUUGUGGUCUCCACGGUAUUUGCGACGCCGGAAAAUGUCGUUGCGACAUUGGCUGGACGGGAGCCCGCUGCGAUCAGCUUCCUUGUGAUACUCGCUGCCAAGAGCAUGGACAAUGCCGAAACGGCACGUGUGUCUGUUCGCAGGGAUGGAAUGGCCGUCACUGCACACUACCGGGCUGCGAAAAUGGAUGUUCCCGACAUGGACAGUGUACAAUGGAGGAAGGAUCUUAUCUUUGCGUUUGCAUCGACGGCUGGGCAGGAUCCGACUGUAGUAUUCCAUUAGAAAUGACUUGCAAUGAUGACACCGAUAACGACCACGAUGGUAUGAUCGAUUGCUCCGACAGCGAGUGUUGCACACAUGCAAGUUGCACGGACCACAUAAUGUGUUUAUCUAGUAACGAUCCGGUAGAAGUGCUCUUACGGAAGCAACCUCCUUCAGUAACCGCCUCUUUUUAUCAAAGGGUGAAAUUUUUAAUAGAGGAAAAUUCGGUUCAAUCCUACGCGCAUAUGGACGAAUACACCGAGAGCGAGUUCUGGAAUUCCUUUACACCGCGUCGUGUUGCUGUCAUGAGAGGACAAGUCAUUACGCCUCAAGGGUUAGGAAUUGUAGGCAUACGAGUUUCUGUUGACAGAGAAUCGCGAUUUGGAUUUACCCUAACUAGGCCAGGUGGAUGGUUUGAUGUUCUCGUGAAUGGGGGAGGGGCAGUCACAUUACAAUUUCAAAGAUCUCCCUUUCGACCAUUAACCAGAACGGUUUUUGUACCAUGGAAUCAAAUUGUUGUUCUCGCACCUGUUCGCAUGGAACUGAGCGAAGACUCGCAUCCCGAUAACGUGCACUCAAGUUUCCUCACCAGAAACCCAGCUAUUAAUUUCCCAGGAGUUUCUCGGUCAUUUUUCGAUAUGAACGGAGGAUUUCCCGAAUCAUGUGAUGAUCACGAUUCUGAGUUGCUCAAGCCCGUUAUAACGGGAACUUGGAUGCCUGAUGCGGUCGGUGGGCUGCCUGGGCGAAGCGUUAUCUUCGCCGAAACGCAAAUUGUGCAAGAAUCAAUUCCGAUACCCGGUUCAGAAUUGCAUUUGAUGUACAGAAGCUCGCAAGCUGCCGGUUAUUACAGCACAGUGCAUAUGAGAUUAACGGGGGCGACCAUACCAAAAACGUUAACGCACGUACACGUGAGAGUGGAAGUCGAAGGAUCCUUGCACGUGAAAACGUACGAAGCCGAUCCCAAUCUUACCCAUACGUUUCCGUGGAAUAAAAGAAACGUGUACAAGCAGAAAGUUUAUGGUAUUGCGCAGGCUAAAAUAUCUAUAGGGUAUGAGCACUCCACGUGCCUAGAGCCCGUAUGGGAGACUCAAACGGCAACUUUGCAAGGUUUUGAUGUCGAUAUAUCGGACAUCGGAGGCUGGGGGUUAGAUAUUCACCACCAUUACAAUUUUCACGAAGGAAUUCUACAAAAAGGUGACGGUUCCACGCUUCAUCUUAAAGAAUACCCCCGCAUGGUCCAGGUCAUCAUGGGGACCGGUCUGCAAAGAUCGCUAGAUUGUCCCGAUCAAUGUGGCGGCCCGGCGAAAGACGCCAAACUACUUACACCGGUAGCCUUGGCCAGUGGUCCAGACGGUAGUAUAUACGUUGGCGAUUUUAAUUUAGUAAGAAGGAUAACGCCUGAAGGUAAUGUUUACACCGUCCUACAAUUAAGGGCAACGCAGGUGGCGUACCAAUAUUAUUUGGCUGUGUCUCCAGCCGAUGGGCAUUUGUACAUCUCGGACCCAGAAAAACAUCAAAUUCUUAAGGUAAUAACAUUAGAGCCGAUCGAAGAUCCGAGCAUCAAUAUUGAACCGGUUGUUGGCAAUGGGGAGAGGUGUAUACCAGGUGACGAUAGCCAGUGUGGUGACGAAGGGCCUGCGAAGCAUUCCCGGUUAGCUCAUCCAAAAGGUAUAGCCAUUGCAGCGGAUAAGACGAUGUAUAUCGCAGACGGUACGAAUAUCCGAGCUGUAGAUCCUAGAGGAAUGAUACAUACACUGGUGGGUAAUCACGGUCACCAAAAUCAAUGGAUCCCAACUCCAUGUUCCGGAUCAAUCCCUGCAUCUCAAACACAAUUGCAAUGGCCCACCGGUCUCUCACUGAGCCCAUUAGACGGUUCGCUUCAUUUCAUUGAUGAUCGUCUUGUUCUGAAGUUAACAGCAGAUAUGAAAAUUAAAGUUGUCGCUGGAACGCCUCUCCAUUGUCACACGAAGGACGACAACUCUACGCAUUUAUCGAACGAGAAUAUUUUGGGGACGGUGCUUUCACUCGCGUUUUCACCAACUGGAGACCUGUACAUUGCCGAAAGCGAUAAUCGGCGAUUAAAUUUCGUACGUGUUGUCGACACGGCUGGCCGAGUUACUCACUUUGCCGGAAAAACUCAGGACAAAUUGAAAAGCAACUGCGAGUGUAACGCCAGUAUUACAACGGCGAACCCUAGAAUUACCCACGACUUGCCCACGGCUUGCAUUUGUGGAUCCACUGAAGAAACAACAAGCAACGCGGAAACACUUCUCUCCUCCAACGCGCGUUUCCAAGCAAUUUCCGCACUAACGGUUUCUCCAAAUGGCGUUUUACACAUCGCCGAUCAAGGCUCUUUGCACAUUUUAGCUUUGCAACACUAUCUACCCUCUCACGACGAAAAUGGCGAAUUUCACAUACCCUACCCUCCAGCUGGCGAGGUCUACGUCUUCAAUCGCUACGGCCAGCACGUCGCGACCAGAGAUUUAGCAUCCGCCAAGACUCGCUAUUCAUUCCUCUACUCCAAGAAUACAAGCUUCGGCAAGCUAUCAACUAUUACUGACAGCUCCGGUAACAAAAUUCAAUUUCUGAGAGAUUACAGUAACGCAGUUAGCUCAAUUGAAAAUACACAAGACCAUAAAUCUGAACUGAAAAUCUCAGGAGUUGGAUAUCUGGUGAAACUGUCUGAGAAAGGGCGUUCGGAGAUUGAAUUAGAUUACGAUAUGAACACGGGACUGCUGACCAGCCGGUCUGGAGGAGGUGAAACAUUUAUGUAUCAAUACGACUGGUUAGGCAGAACAGUUGGUGUCAUUUUGCCGAGUGGAGAAACUCUCCAAUUGAAAUCUGGGUUAACGGUAGGGGAAAGUUUUGAAGUCGACAUCAGUACACCACCCACCAAGUUUCUUAUUACCGGAAAGGCUUCCAAGAAAAUUGCUUUGAUUGACCAGUUGGAAACGACAGAAGCGAUCACUUUUAUUAAUUCGAGUGUAAUGAUCAAUUCCGCAUGGGGUGGCCAGUUGCAAGUUGCGGCGUUGGCGAGGCAUCCACUUUUAGAAGCGGCGCUUCCGGUUGAAGCGGAAAUGUUGCCAAUUUGGUCACAGCAGACGAGCACUUUCGGCGAUGGUUUGCAAAAUUUUAUGUACACCAAGUUUUCGUUAGUGGGCGACGUUAGGAAUCCGCAGCAAACUUUAAAUCGCGAGAUAUUCGUAAAUCAUUCCAAGGCUCUCGGUAUUGAGUUCAAUCAAUUUACUAGCAAGGAAAUUUUUUAUGAUCACGAUCAACAAACACUACUAGCUGUCACUUACGAUCCCGCCGGUCUCCCACAAUCGUACGUUCCCACCAAAGGAGCGGUAAUGGUCAAUAUUUCUUACGAUGGGUUUAACCGAAUUGAUGGGUGGAAGUGGGGGGUUUCUGAGCUAAAGUACAGUUACGAUCGCCAUGGUCUCCUGUCGGAAAUAACAAGCUCGCAGGAUGGUACCCAAAUGUUCAACUACAAUGACUGGAACAUGCUUUCUAAAAUAACGCUUGCCAGCCAACGUAGCUUUCUGUUAAGCUAUGACGAUGAUGGUGGUUUGAGGCACGUCACUCUUCCAAGCGGUACCAAACAUUCAUUCAGCCUUCAAUCUUCCCUUGGGUUUUUACGCGCCACCUACACUCCCCCUGGAAGCAACAGAGCGUUCCUGCAGCACUUCUCGCACACUGGCUUACUGCUCCAAACCGUUUAUCCAGGUGAUGGCGCUCGAGUCGUCUAUCGAUACACACCAAAUGGUCGUAUUAGCGAGACAGUGCAUGGUGAUGGAAAAACGCUCUACCAUUAUUCUGCUGAAUCCGGACUUCCAAGUCAAGUUUUACACACGGAACCCGAUGUGGAGUACCGAUGGGAUUAUCAGUAUGUGGGCGGUCUUCUAAUGGAAGAACGAAUCGACUUUAGUGCCAAAUCGGGCCUUAGCAAUGCGAAGUUUAUGUACGACUAUGAUAAUAACUACAGAUUGACGAACGUCCAGGGAAGGAUCGGUGGACAAAACUUGCCCCAAUAUAAUAUCGCAUACAAUUAUAAAACUGGAUCUCUGGAAACGAUCGGGCCAUUUAAAAUUAAUAAACCGCGAUUUAAUGAAACGAAUGUCCACGAUGGAACCGCCUUGUUUUCGCGAACCACCGAUCCCCAGUUUUUGGAGACGCAGGUUGCGUUGACUAUUCAUGGCAUGGAAGUGUUUCGAAUGGAGUUUAGUCAUGAUAUGCAUGGACGAAUUGCUCAAACACGAACUUAUACCAGAAAUGUGGGAGUCAAUAAGUACACUAACAUAAAGAAUUACACUUGGGACUGCGAUGGCCAGCUAUCGGGCGUGGAAGCACAAGAACCUUGGGGGUUUCGAUAUGAUGACAACGGAAAUAUGCUUGCCUUAACAUACAGAGGUAAUACGAUACCAAUGGAAUACAAUAACAUGGACAGAAUUAUAAAAUUCGGAGAAGGGCAAUACAAAUACGACAACAGAGGGUCGGUAGUUCAGAACGCCCGAGAGGAAAAAUUUCACUACAACGCCAAAGGUUUACUAGUGCGAGCCACUAAAAGAGGAAGAUUCGACGUUCGCUACUUUUACGAUCAUAUGGACCGGCUCAUCACCCGAAAAGACAACUAUGGCAAUGUGACCCAAUUUUUCUACAACAAUCAGCAACAUCCACGGGAAGUUAGUCAAAUUUACUCUCCUAGAGAUGGGAAAUUAAUGUCGCUGGUUUAUGAUGAUAGAGGGCAUUUAAUUUAUGCGCAGGUUUACCGUCACAAGUAUUACAUCGCUACCGAUCAAUGCGGAACACCCAUCAUGAUUUUCAAUCAAUAUGGCGAGGGAAUCAGAGAAAUAAUGAGGUCGCCCUAUGGACACAUUGUUUACGAUUCAAAUCCGUACUUAUAUUUACCAGUUGAUUUUUGCGGUGGCCUUUUAGAUCAGGUAACAUCGCUAGUGCAUAUGACAAAUGGUAAGAUAUACGACCCGUUGAUCGGACAGUGGAUGUCGCCACUCUGGGAAAACGUCUUGGAACGAGUGGCCAUGCCCACUCAUUUACAUUUAUAUCGACUAAAUGGGAACGAUCCAAUUAACACGAGGCAGACGCGCGAUCCUCCACUGGACCAUCUGAGUUGGCUUAGGUAUAUGGGGUACGAUCUGAAAAAUCUAGCACCGCAGCUGUAUCCUGAGAGUUUUCCCGGUGGGUCAAUGCCACCGAUCCUUACAAAACCUCCAACUUUCUGGAGUCCGUCCCGAGACGCUUUAAGAACUCAGCUUAGUUUACCAAGCGCCUCGGUAAAUGUUCAGUCAGGUUUCCUGGCUCGCUUAAAUAGCCGUAAAAUGACGGAAGCGAGACGACUGUCGGCACCUCCAAGAUCGGCGUUAAAAACUGACGUAAUGGACUUAAUUCCGAAAAAGAUCGGGGUGGCCUCGGAUCCUCCUUUCGGAAAAGGUAUUCUUGUGUCGAGGUCGCACGAAGGUCGCGCGAUUGUUUCCAGUGUUCCAGCGGCCAAUGCGAUUUAUCGAGAUGUCUACACGUCAGUCUUUAACCGAUCUUUUCUUCUACCCUUUUCGUUUGUUGUACACAAUGCUCAGCAGGACGCGUUUUACUUCGUAAAAGAAGAAACGUGGAAAAUCAACGACGACAAGGGGCAACUGAAGAGGCUACAAGGACAGGUAAACGCCACCUUUCACGAAAUAACGAAAGAGAACGGAAGCGGUAACAAUUAUUUCGACGUAAAAAUCCAUGGAAUGAAUGCGGUAGUCAAUUUGAGGUACGGUACGAACUUAGAAAAAGAAAGGCAGCGCCUACUGCAUCACGCGAAAUUGUCGGCGAUUCGAAAAGCUUGGCAUAAAGAGAAAGAGAUGAUAAAAAGUGGAUUCUUUGGUAGCAUAGAUUGGUCCGCGAACGAAAUUGAAGAGAUAAUGAAGCUGGGGUAUGCCUCAAUUUAUGAUGGUGAGUACAUACACGACGUGCAGCAGUACCCGGAGCUCGCGGAGGAUCCCUAUAAUAUAAGGUUUGUGAAAAAACUUAACGACUCUUCAAAAAAACGAAGAAAGAAACGAGAAGCCAAAGUGUGCCAGCAUCAUUGGUGGCUAACAUGGAGUAAAUACGUCUGCUAGUGUAUUAAACUUUUUAACAGACUAACAGAAGAAACUAUUUUCAAUUAACUAAGUGUGAUGUACCAAGAAUAAGCUUAUUUAAUCUAUGAGACAUUUUAUACAAAAUACCAAAGUCUAUUUGUGUAUUCAGAGAUGCCAAAAUGUAUAUUAUUUAUUUAACGAUAUGUUACCUAUAUGUAUGUGAUUUUUAUCUGGUGCUGAUGUUUAGCAAGUUUUUUACACGUAAGUUUUAAAAUAUUGACUGAAUUAUUAGUUUAAAUAUUAGCACCAGAAGUUCGUGUAAAUAUAUGCAUCAUUAUUAUUAGUCAUUGAAUGAGAGAAAUUAAAUAAAGGUAGGAGCAACGAUCCUAUACAACUAACAAUAAAAGCGAAACAGUGAACGAAAGGAAACAGUUAGAAUGAGCGCCAUA
Molecule: messenger RNA, 9418 nt
Organism: Photinus pyralis (common eastern firefly)
Lineage: Eukaryota; Metazoa; Arthropoda; Insecta; Coleoptera; Lampyridae
Product: teneurin-a
Exons: 28
Coding region: 132-9008 (2958 amino acids)
Biological process (GO): motor neuron axon guidance
Source: RefSeq, a predicted model, not a curated record